CGGGCGGGGAGGGGCGGGAGGCGGCGCGGGGGGGAAGAGCCGGGAGCGCGGCCGGGACCCGGCCAUUCCUGCUCGCCCGGCCCGGUGGGUGCCCGCUCCCUGGGGAGCCGCGCGGGUCCCUCGGGGUCCCUCGGCAGCCAGCGCCGCCCGCCCCGCCGAUGAGGACGGAGCCGCCGGGAGCCCGUCGCCGCCGCUAGACCCGUCUGUCUGCGCCACCGCCCGCGCCGCCGUUCGGCAAUGCUCACAGCUGUCUGCGGCUCUCUUGGGAACCAGUCCUCCGACGCGCCCCGCGCCUCCCCGACCCACCUGGACCUGCAGCCGCUGCAGCCCUUCCAGCCCCACGGCAGCGCCGCGGCGGGCGCCGACUUCGCCUCCCCGCUGCCGCCCCCGGAGCUGCCGCUGGCGGGCCCCGACGCCGCCUUCGCCGCCCCCGGCGCCUACGAGCCCCAUGGCCCCCCGCGGCUAGAGCUGCCCCCCGACGGCCCCGCCGCCCCCGGCUCCUACGCCAAGCUGCUGCAGGCGGCCCCGGACAUGGCGCACCCCUACGAGCCCUGGUUUCGGCCCCCCCACCCCGGCCCCCCCGGCGAGGAGGGGGGCGUCAACUGGUGGGACCUCCACGCCGGGGCCAGCUGGAUGGAGCUGCCCCACGGGCAGGGGGGGCUGCAGGUGCCCGCGCCCCCCGGGCUGCAGCCGCCGCUGGGGGGGGUAGGCGGGGGCGAGCCCCAGCUCUGCGCCCCCCCCGCCCACCUCCUGCCCCCCGCCCAGCACCUCCUGGGGCCGGAGGGGGCCAAGGCGCUGGAGGGGCCCCCCGAGGCGGAGGGGGGCGGGCGGGCCAAGGGGGGCCGGCGGGCGGUGCCGCGGGGCGGGGGGCAGGCGGCGUGCCGCUGCCCCAACUGCCAGGAGGCCGAGAGGGGGGGCCCCUGCCCCGAGGGCGCCAAGCGCAAGCACCUGCACAACUGCCACAUCCCGGGCUGCGGGAAGGCGUACGCCAAGACCUCGCACCUGAAGGCCCACCUGCGCUGGCACAGCGGCGACCGGCCCUUCGUCUGCAACUGGCUCUUCUGCGGCAAGCGCUUCACCCGCUCCGACGAGCUGCAGCGGCACCUCCAGACCCACACGGGCACCAAGAAGUUCACCUGCCCCGUCUGCGGCCGCGUCUUCAUGCGCAGCGACCACCUGGGCAAGCACAUGAAGACGCACGACGGCGGCAAGGACGGCGGCGAGCCCGAGGCCAAGGGCGCCGGGGAGCCGCCGGCCGGCAAGGGGGGCAAGCGGGAGCCCGAGGGGGGCAACGCCGCCCCCACAAACUGAGCCGCCGGGCCGGGGGCCGGUGCCGGCGGGGGGGCCCCGCGCCCCCCUCGGGGCUGGUCUCCGAGGGCCGCGGGGCCGCGGCGGGGGGGCCGGGCUGGCACCGUGCGCUCGACGCGCCGCCGGAGGGGAGCCGGGAGGCGGACCCCCGUGCCCCGCAGUGCCGGGGGAGGCAGGUCCCGGCCCCGCCGCCCCCCCCGCAGCCCCCCCCCCCGCAGCCCGCUGCGGCGGUGCCCGGGCGGGGAGCGGCGCAGCCGGCGCUGCCCGCGGCAGUUUCACUUGUCCCGCGCCCGCUCCCCCCGUCCUCCCCCGGCUUCCCAAAUCUUUUUUCGGGAGGCUGCUGGCAGGCGGCGGGGCUGUUUGGGAGGAACAUCAAGGGGAGCCGAGGAGCCGGCGCUGCCUGGGCUUGUCCGGCCCGAGCGGGGAGGAAGGAGAAAGCGAGAGGAACCCCAGAGCCCUCGCUCCGGGAGCGUGGCCGUGGCCUCGCAGCCCCCGGGCGACGCCGCUCCCCGGCCCCCUCCCCGUCAGCCCCCCGAAACGCCGGGGGCUCGCCGCCCCCCCCGGCUUUUGGCCCCGUUUGCUCUGGGGACAGCUCGGUGCCGGGGGUGGGGGGCUCCUUACCCCCGGGGGGGUCCCGUAGCCUGCCUGUGGGAGCCCCACUUGGGCUCGGGGGCUACGGACCCCCCCUUUUUUGGCCCAAAUUGAG
Cygnus olor (mute swan) is the source of this 2014-nucleotide messenger RNA. RefSeq names its product Sp6 transcription factor (gene SP6). Gene Ontology annotation, biological process: regulation of transcription by RNA polymerase II. Gene Ontology annotation, molecular function: DNA-binding transcription factor activity, RNA polymerase II-specific; RNA polymerase II cis-regulatory region sequence-specific DNA binding. The record is from RefSeq and is a predicted model, not a curated record. Lineage: Eukaryota; Metazoa; Chordata; Aves; Anseriformes; Anatidae.